AUGUGGUUCUCAAAGGCGACAGCCCUAAAUGAAAUAUACUCAGACGACGACGCCGACGGCCUCAGCUUCCACGUGCAGCGAUACCGUCCUGAGGAGCUGGAGAAACUGGCCAAGACCACCAAGUUCUCCAAGAAGGAAAUCCAACUCAUCUACAGAGGAUUCAAACAGGAGUGUCCUACGGGUCUGAUUGACGAGGAAGGUUUCAAGGAAAUUUUCUCCCAGUUCUUCCCACUCGGAGACGCCACGCACUACGCCCACUACGUGUUCAACACCUUCACCCGCAACCACCUCGGCCAAAUUAGCUUCGAGGACUUCCUGGCAUCCCUCUCCACGGUGUCCCGAGGCACAACGCAGGAGAAGCUUCAGUGGAUCUUCGGCCUCUACGACGUGAACAACGACGGCCUCAUCACCAAGGCGGAGAUGGUGGACGUCGUCAGCGCCAUCUACGAGAUGAUGGGCCGCUCCACCGAGCCGCAGGUGGAGGAAUCGUCCGCCAAGGAGCAUGUGGAGAAGAUCUUUCAUCUGAUCGACGCCAACCAAGACGGUGCCAUCACCAUAGAAGAGCUGGCACAGUGGGUGUCGCGCGAUGACACCAUAAUUCAGAGCCUCAGUAUGAUGGACACUGUACUCUACACCCGCAGAGACGCCGCCUCCUCUCCGCCCACACGCCCGUCUCAGAGCCAGCCAUGAAAUCGUCUGGUCCUCGCGUCUAAAACCGGGCGCCAAUGUUCGAAUGUGUUUUUGAUAUUUUUACUAUGACUGCGAUUUAGGGAAUAAAAGAGCUGUAUAUUGCAUUUCAAAACAGUUUGUUUAUCAUCUAUACAACUA
This is a messenger RNA of Penaeus monodon (black tiger shrimp), 828 nucleotides long. Its product is annotated as Kv channel-interacting protein 4-like. The record is from RefSeq and is a predicted model, not a curated record. The transcript is spliced from 6 exons. The coding region runs from base 1 to 690 and encodes 229 amino acids. Lineage: Eukaryota; Metazoa; Arthropoda; Malacostraca; Decapoda; Penaeidae. Gene Ontology annotation, molecular function: calcium ion binding.